GGUGGAAUCCCGGUGGGUGGACCUAAUGGAUGCGGAAGCAAGGUUAGAGGAAGCGCGGGAAUUUCCUAGGGAUAGACAGGGGUAUCGACCACUUAGGAGGGAGGAAGAAGAGUGUCAGGACAGGAGGGACUUAAGAGAAGGGAGGUCAGCAGAAGGCGGCGGCAGGCCGCGGAGAUGGGUCGAAAGGGUCCCGGAGGCCGUCACCGGUGAGAGGCAGGCCUUAGUGGGGCUAAGAACUGGCGCGGAAAUGCGAAUGCCUGCGCGGGAAGGGGCGAUCGAGGGCUCGAGGGGCCUUCCUAUAGAGUCUCAGUGGAUGGAUUUACUGGACGCAAGAAUGGGAGAAACUCUAGAAUUUCCAAGAGAUAGGGUGGGGUACCGGCCACCCAGGAGAGAAGAGGAGGGGGGACCGAGUAGAAGGGGCCUUAGAGACGAGAGGCCGACGGAGGCUGGUAGUAGGCCACGGAGAUGGGCCGAAAGAGAAGCGGAUGCUGCAUGGGCUCCCGGCGAGAUGACGAGCAGGAGUCAGGGGGUGGAGGCCUGGAGGAGCUUUAGGGGGCAGGGCCACGCUCGAUGGGAGACGGAUUGGCCGGAUGGGCGGGGCCGCUACGAGGAGGACCCCUGGGAACCCUGGGGCCGGGUGGAGGAGCCGGAUCCCUCGUGGUACAAGCCGUACGAUCCGACAAUCAAUGGGGCGAUGAAAGGUCCCUAUUUUCGCCGAUACGACGACCGACGAGUCCCCUACUACGACGUCAACCUGGGUCUGGAGGCACUUUUCUUCGACGGACGGGAUGUGACUGGGUUCGUGGAGAAGUGGGAGAGUUAUGCUUACCGUAAAAGAUUCUCUGAAAGAGAGUGGAUCGACUCUUUUAUCCAGCACGAGGACCCCGAGUUAGACCCCGCGAUUCGGGCUAUCUACCCCUCAGACGGACGGUGGAGGACCUUCAGGGCGAGCCUAUUGCAGACUUUCGCCUGUGAUGACUUGAUCCCGACCGUGGAGGGCUUGCGACGAAUUACAAGGGGGGAACGGGAGAGCUUGGUAGCCUUCACCCGUAGGUUCAAGCGCCUGUCUCAAGCCCUAGUGGAUAGGGGGAUGUUGUCUGAAGUAGAUAGGAAAGAGACCGAAGGGCAAAGGAUAACGGCCGAUAGGUUGGCCAAGAUGGAUAUAGGGGAUGGGAAUCUCACGGAGAAAGAAAAAGAGUUCAUAGCUAUGACCUUGAGGGGCUGCGAUAAGGCCAUUGCCUUUGAUGACUCGGAGAGAGGGAGAAUCGACCCGAGGUAUGCUAAGCCAGCCCGGAUCCACACGGUCCCGCACGUGCCCUGGAAGGAUAGGCCUCAGUGGAAGUACGCUCAAAAGGAGAAAGAGGAGAUAGUGGCCUUCAUCAAGGAAAAGAUCAAGACGUUCGUCGCGGAACCUUGCGAGAGUGCCUACUCCAAUAAGUGGUUCUUUUUGAGGAAGGGAGGUAGCAACAAACUAAGAUGGAUCCAAAACCUCCAGAGGACCAAUGCGGUCACCAUAAGAGACGUGGGGUCUAUACCUGAGGCCGACUUGCUAGCGGAAGGAUCGACAGGUCGCUCAAUAUAUUCUAUCUGCGAUCUCUUCUCAGGGUAUGACGAAAUUCCCUUAGAUUACCGGGACAGGCACAUGACCGCCAUGCAUACGCCCUUAGGGCUCGUUCAAAUGAUGGUGGUGCCAAUGGGUUGGACGAAUGGGGUAGCGGUGUUCCAAAGGGCCAUGAUCGCGGUCCUCAAGGAGUUCAUACCGGAGAAGGUGGAGGUCUUCCUAAUUGACUUCCCGAUAAAAGGGCCGGUCGAACGGGAUGAGACGGAAGUCUUUCCAGGGGUGAAAAAGUUCGUGGCCGACCACAUGAGUGAUGUCAGAAACGUCCUUGAGAAGUUAGAUGAUGCCAACCUCACGGUGAGCGGAACUAAGAGUCGUUGGGGCGUGUCCUCCAUCAAGAUAUCGGGGUUCAUUUGCGAUAAAGAUGGGCGAAGGCCCGACCCCGGAAAAUUAGUGAAAUUGAUGACCUGGCUGUUACCGCUCAAAUCCAUAACGGAAGUACGGCAGUUUUUGGGGGUUGUGGGCUACUGGAGAAUCUUCAUAAAAUCCUAUGGAGAGAAAGCGGAAGCCCAUAGAAGACUCCUCAGGAAAUCAGAAGGAUGGGUUUGGGAGGAAGCACAGGAAGCGGCCAUGGAAGUUUUGAAGGGGGAAUUCUGCGAAGGUGGAGAGGUCCUAGGAGUUUCGUUCUUCGAAGACGAGGAGAGUCGCCCGUUCAUAGUGUCCACAGACGUUGGACCUCAUUCGAUGGGAGGCCUCCUGUCACAAAAGGACGGAGAGGGGAAAGAGAGACCGUUGCGAUUCGAGAGCCGGACCUUGAACCCCGCCGAGAGAAAUUAUAGUCAAUUCAGAAAGGAGGUGCUAGGGGUGCUACAUUGCCUAAAGGCUUUUCGCCAUUAUCUAUACGGACGACGAUUUCUCCUAAGGGUGGACCCGACAACAGUGGCCUCGGUUCUCCAAAAAGAUUUCUCGCUGACCGAUCCGACCAUCGCACGCUGGAUGAUUCAUAUUAGGCUUUACGACUAUAGAGUCGAGAGGAUAUCAGGGACCAAGAACCAGGUCGCGGACGGAUUAUCCUGGCUUCCCAUUCGUGAGGAGGACCUACCUAGGCUUAAGGAGGAAGAAGUGACAAUGGCCAAAGAGGAGAUGAUGAAAGUCGCCGCCAAUAGGGCACAGAUAGCACAGAACAGCCGAGGGGAAGAAGGGGAGCCAAGGAUUUUUCUCGCUAAUCUCUACGACGGGAAGUACCGAAACAUAGGGCUGUACUUAGCUGGUAGGGAAGCUGGGACCGAAAGAAACCGGCAAGAAGCGCUGGGGUAUUGCCUGCGAGGGGGCCAUCUCUUCAAGAGGCCCACCAAGUUUGCGAUACCCAUGAGGGUACUGUGCGACCCAGAGGAAAGAAAGGCGGUUAUAGAGGAACUCCACGACGGGGUCGUUGGGGGUCAUAGGGGGGUGAAGGGUACUUUCGAUAAGGUCCGUAGGCUUUAUUGGUGGGACGGACAAUACACGGAAGUGGAAAAGUAUUGCUCUACGUGUGAAGCCUGCCAGAAGAGGGCGACGGUUCGGUACAAAGAGCCCUUAGUCCCGUCGCUCCCCACGGUUCCGGGUGAGAAGAUCCAUGUAGAUUUAGUGACCAUGCCAAAAGGGGUCGGCGGACUUCGGUAUAUAAUCAAUGCCCGCGAUGACCUCACCGGAUUCGUAGAAGCGAAGGCCAUCAAGAAGAAGACGGCGGAGGAGGUAAGUGAUUUUCUCCUUGAGUACAUCGCCUGGUACGGAUGUGUCGGGAAAAUAGUCAUGGAUAGGGGGGCGAAAUUCUUGAGCCAAAAGGUCAAAGUGUUGUUGGAAAAGGCAGGGAUCAGGGCGGCCUAUACGACUGCCUAUCACCCCCAAAGCAAUGCACCGGUAGAGAGGGGUCAUCAGACGCUUGUGGACGCUCUGGCAAAAUGGUGCAAGGGCCGCGCGGAACAGUGGCCGAGGUAUCUGCGGUACGCAGUUUGGGCUGAUAAUAUCACGGUCAAGUCCAGUACGGGAUACCCUCCUUACACCCUUUGGUUCGGUAGGCAUUGCCCCCUACCUAUCGAGUUCCACAUAGACACUUGGACGAGUGUCUCAUGGAAAACCCACAUGUCUAGGGAUGAACUGUUGGAGGCACGGAUACAGCAAAUAGGCGAGAACUUGGAAACCGGGGUGACCGCGGCCAGUGAGAACGUCGAGAGAGAGAGGGUGAAAGGUAAAGAUAGGUGGGACAGAAAUCUGCGGGUCCGAAAGGCACCAAUAGGGGUUAACGACCUAGUGCUGAUGUACGAUUCGUCACUGGAAAAGACCUGGAGCCGGAAAUUGGCGAACCGAUGGAUGGGGCCGUAUAAGGUCCUAAAGAGAUUGGAUGGGGGGGCUUACAUGCUCGCGGAAUUGGAUGGGAGUAGGCUACGGGACCCUAUAGCGGGGGCUCGUCUCAAGAUCUUCCGAUCGAGAGGGACCUUUGGGGAAGAGUCGGGGCUGAAGGGAAAAGAAGCUAUUGACACAGAGGAAUUGGCUGCUCUAAACAAAAUUGUGCAAAAGGUAGAACAUCACCAGUUUGAGUUUGAGGGGAUUUGGAACACCUUCCUGCAGAGAUCUGCUCAAGAGGUAGAUCAACAUAUGCAAGCGUAUGUCGACAAACUAGAUGAGCAGAUCAGUAAAACUUUGACCCCCGCCGUGAUUGAGAAACUAGUACGUAGCGACGGCGGAGGAGGAGGAGAUGGAGAUGGGGACAGAGAUAAGAAGAAAAAGGGCAUGCAGCAGGAAGACGCAGGGGAACUCAAAAAAAUAAAGAUGACACCUAAACUGACCAGGUGGGCUGCAGAAAUCGAUCAAUAUGACUUUGAACUAAAGUCUGUAAAGGUGGUUGUUGGUCUCUGCUCAGAGGAGGAGGUCCUGGAGAUGGUUUCGGGAGACGAGAGAAGAAGGAAGAUGGGUCUAGUGUCUCUGGGAGGAGUCUUCUCUCUGGGCAGAAGCAUGCUCCUCCUUGUCAUCCUUUUGAGUGCUGGGUCCUGGGAAAUUCACUGUGCCAGAGCCAUCGGAGAGGACACUUAUGGUGGUGAGAGAGGGCAGACCAGGCAGAGAAAGCUUCAAGAACAACCGAGUUCCCUCCGGAUCACUAAUGGAAAUCUCCUGAAGAAUCUUGGCAAUGUUCUCUCCUCUAGAAGUGACAGAGCCGCUAACGUAUACUAUCGGAUCUUAGCAAUUGUUGUUUUGCGAGAUGAGGAGACCAUUUAUUACUCUGAAAAGUUGAUGACACCGUCUGUCGCUAGCCCAAGCUUCUUCACGACUCUGGUUAAGAAGGCGGAACCCAUAGGUCCCGGCAACUCCGGGUACAACAUCACGUACGUUGCCGGGCCAUGGACUAAGGAUGCCAAGCUUGGGCCAGAUGCCAGCUUUAGAAGCUCCUUCUCGGCAAGCAAUGCGGUAAAUGGGUCUGAUGUGCGGGGCCUGUUGAUGCUCAAUGACACUGCUAUAGUCGUUUCAGACAUGGAAAACAACGCUCUAUGGACGCUAGAUGUGAUCUCUGGAAGGGGUGUGAACCUUGUUAAGAAUAUAAUGUUGCCAAUACAGAUGGUCAUGCAUCCGCGACAGGAUGCCCUCUUUGUGUCCACUAACUCUCUCAUCCUCAAAGUCACACUGAGUACAACUUGGCGCCAGUCUGCGGUACUUGCAGGCACCGAGGAGGUUGGGUAUGUGGAUAGUAUGGAAAAGGACUUCGUCCGGUUUCAGGAUCCAAUGAUUGGACCUCAGGCCAUUUCCCGGGAUGGGAGCAAAUUGUACGUUGCUGACUACUGGAAUAACGUGGUGAGGCGAGUGGACACUGUCACAGGGGCCACAGAAACAAUUGCCGGAGCACCCCAAAUGUCACAGGGGCCGCCCAGACUUCCCAGCCCUGAGGGUGGAUUUAACAGAUCUCGCAGUCUGGCUUUGGAUUCUGAAGGAUGCAACCUGUUUGUCUCUGAGCGAGACAGAGGGCGCAUCCAUUGGCUGCGCUUCGACAGGCCAAGCGGGAAAGUAAUUGCCAUUGAGACAGUUGCCACGCUUUUGAAACCUGACGGCUCAGCAGAAGCAAUUAUGUCUCUGUAUCUCACCGAUUCAAAUAGGUAUCUGUAUGCCGGCACUGGCGAUGGUCAGAUUUUAAAGCUCGAAGUGACUACGUCUGUCCUUCAGUGUGCCUCCACGACGAGGUUGUCUCCAAAGGUCGUGAUUGCUGUGUCAAUGUGCGGCUGGGGCCGGUGGCGGAAGACUGUAGGGACCUCAUAUUGGACCCGGUUGCAGUUGCGGAGCGUCCUUGCUGGUUAUCCCUCUCCACCAACCCAUCCGGUCACCGGAUUGAGUGCAAUCUUUGGAACUGAUGCAGAAUGGAUGGCUGCCAAUUACAUCAGUGUGUUUUCCUGGCCGGUGAUUGACAAGGCACUAAGGGAGGGUUGCUGCCUGGCUGGCAAGAGUGGUGGGUACGGUGAUGUGUACAGAUGCUCCUUGAUGGUGGGAAAAACGAUGAUGGAUGUUGCCAUCAAGGUGAUGCGAGGGGAACUGGACGCAGUCAAACACAGACAAUUCCUGGCAGAGGUGAAUACACUCAGUCAUGUGCGCCACAAGAAUCUGUGCAAGCUGUUGGGUUAUUGUGUGGAGGAAAACAGGUGCAUCCUCGUAUACCCUUUUGUUUCAGGAGGGAGUCUGCAUGAUCGCCUGCACAGAACAAAACCGAUGGAGCUGCAACAACAGUCACGGGAAUCUAGCGCCGUCCCAGGAUCCAAUGACGAUGGAUGGGAACCGUUGGAUUGGACAGAAAGGCUGGUGAUCGCAAGGCAGCUGGCGACUUGCUUUAGAUAUCUUCACCAUGAACUGGAGCAGCCCAUCAUAUAUCGCGACAUUAAGAGCCAAAAUGUCCUUCUCGAGGGUAAAGGUAAACACUUGAAGGCCUAUGUUGCCGACUUCGGGCUGGCAAAGCUUGGGAAUGUGCGACAUCCUGACAAUUCAAUCUCCUCUGGCACAACGACGGUGGCGACCCUAAUGCAAGCAGGCACUCCGGGGUACAUGGCGCCCGAGUACGCAUAUGAUGCAAAGCUGACUUUGUCAAGCGAUGUUUUCUCGUUUGGGGUGGUAUUGCUAGAGCUGCUAACUGCAAAGAGGGCAAUCUUGAAGCUGGGCAAAGAUGACACGAUACUGCUGUUUUCGUGGGUGAGACAGAACCCACUGGUCUCAACUCUUGAUCCACAUUUACAAGUUUCUGUGAUGCCAGAGGAACAGCCUGCAGUGGUGGAUCUGCUGAACCCAGCACUCCAGUGUACGGAUGAGCGGAUAUCCAGGAGGCCGUCAAUGGCGGAUAUAGCAAGGGCGAUUGAGGCAAUAUCAGCUCGAUCAGCGCACCGGUAAUGAAGGCAGGAUGGCAAUAAGCAGAUCAGCUGACAUCGAGGAGAGGGUUGUACCUUGGCCCCAGAAGCUUGCACUGCAGGCCCAGCCAGAGUUGCCCUGCACGACCGUCAAUUGGUUGUGUGAUUUACUCCCCAGAUGACUUCCCUCCUGGGGCCACGGAAAUACCCAUGCUAAGGGAAGUCGCACCUGAAAUGGGGCAUGUGCAGAACUGAACAGAAUGGAAGAUAGGACGGGAAACUGCUCUGUCUGGGCAUAAGACAAUGACUAAAUAUGUUGCCGUAUAGUUAGCCUUUGUCUAUGUGUGAACCAGGUUGACAUGGCUAUUGCCAUUGACUAACUAUGUUGCCGUAUAUUUAAUUUUAGUCUUUGUCUAUGCGUGAACCAGGUUGACAUGGCUAUUGCCAUUGACUAACUAUGCUGCCGUAUAGUUAGUCUUUGUCUAUGUGGAAAUGCCCAUGCUAAAGGAAGUGGCACCUGAAAUGCCCAUGCUAAAGGAMGUGGCACCUKAAAUGCCCAUGCCAAAGACUAACUGAAUAGCAUGGUUGACCUCCCUCCUGGGGGCAUGGAAAACGGGACCACAUAUCCUAAACAUCAAUGUGUGAACCAGGUUGACAUGGCUUCCUGCUGCUUGUCCUUUGGCCCGUUCCUUAAGCCGCAGCCACAGGGGGCGACGGAGACCAAUAGGGAAGCUCCGCACACGGAUGGCAACCGGUAAAAUAGGAAAGUAGAUAGGGAUAGGGAGUUGGACCGGGGAGGCAGGGGGGGCAGAAAGACAAAAAAAUCUGUUGUAUGAAAUCAUGAUAGGGAAACAGGGGGGGAGGCAAUGUGGAAGGAAGCAGAGGAUUGAUAAAAGAAACCAAAGGGAGAAGGGGAAAGGUCGCAAUUAAGGCAAGUAUAACGUAGAUGUCAAAGGACAAAGGGAAAAAGACUGGGAAAAGGCGGUAAGAUAAAGGAAGGAGGGGAAAAAGGGGUAAAGGGACAAGUAAGGGGAGUACAACGUAGGUGGGCAUAUACUGCUAUAAGCAAAGAAUGAGAACAUGAGUGCGGGAGGCAAUGAACCGCUCAGCUGCACUCUCCACACAACAUGCACAAUGAAAGCUCACAGGGAGA
Chara braunii is the source of this 8062-nucleotide messenger RNA. The record is from the annotation of a GenBank genome assembly. NCBI's taxonomy places the organism in Eukaryota, Viridiplantae, Streptophyta, Charophyceae, Charales, Characeae.